AUGAAAAGUUCUUGGAAUGUAAAUCACAAUGCAAUUCCCAUAAUCAAAGAAUCUGUUAGUGAUGAUAAUGAAGAUGAACUGCUUGAUGCAAAUGAAGAGGAUUUAGAUGUUUUUGAAGAAGGAACUGAUAUUUCUGAUCUUUUAGAAUUUAUAUUUGUAAAUCAUACUAUACAUCCCACUGAUGAUCCAAUUGCCAAAUGGAGUCUGUGUAGUAUUUUUAAUGAUAAUUUAGAAUCGCCUGAUUUU
Messenger RNA from Entrophospora sp. SA101, 246 nucleotides. The record is from the annotation of a GenBank genome assembly. Lineage: Eukaryota; Fungi; Glomeromycota; Glomeromycetes; Entrophosporales; Entrophosporaceae.